CUGAUCUCGAACUUUUCUCUUCUUCUUCUUCUUCUAUUCACCACCUUUUACUCUCUUCUUCACAGACACGAUAGACCUUCCUGGUUGGUUCUGCUUUCGUGUCUUUUACCGCGAGAACCACUGUAGCAACUUCAUCACUGUGCUUGCUUUCUCUCGCUAUAAACUAUUCUACUCCUGCCUCCCCUCCUCUCAAACGACAUGUCUUUGACUAGAAACACCGCAGAGGACCCCUCCCAGACGGACUACUACGGCUCCGUUGAGCUCAGCCGGCCUGUGAGCGAUCUCAGCGACGUACGCAAGACCGCGACCGCGACUACCACCACCUCGUCCUCGUCGACCGAGAACAUCAUCGAGAUCGACCAGGCCAGCGAGACCGAGGACCCGAACAAGAAAGAGCGACUGCCGAUGUUUGCUUUCAUUUUGACCCGUCGGUUCUGGAUCAUCUUGAUUCUCGGACAGUUGCUGUCGCUGAGCAUCGUCGCGACAAACACGUUCACGACCUACCUGACUGACGACGCGGUCAACAUCCCCGCCUUCCAGACGCUGUUCAACUACGUGCUUCUCAACUUGUUCUUCACGCCGUACACGAUCUACCGCUACGGAUGGAGCAAGUACUGGCGCAUGGUCGUGUUCAACUCGUGGAAGUACUUUUUGCUGUCGUUCGCCGACGUGGAAGGAAACUACUUUGUCGUUAAGGCGUACCAGUACACCAACCUCCUCUCCGCCGAGCUGCUCGACAACUGGGCUAUCGCUGUCGUCGUCAUUCUCUCGUUCAUCUUCCUCAAGGUGCGGUACCACUGGUCUCAGGUCCUCGGCACGGCGGUGUGUAUCGCCGGCAUGGUGCUCGUGGUGGUCAGCGACCUGCUGACGGACAAGAACUACUCGUCGACCGACAUGGUCAAGGGCGACCUCUUCAUGCUCCUCGGCGCGACCUGCUACGGUGUCUCCAACACGCUCGAAGAGUUCCUGCUCUCCAAGCGCCCGAUCUACGAAGUUCUUUCGCAGAUGGGCAUGUACGGCAUGAUCAUCAACGGCGUCCAGGCCGCCAUCUUCGAGCGCGACUCGAUCCGUGACGCAAACUGGAGCUCAGGCAUGGCGGGCUGGUUCGUCGGAUACACGCUCUGCUUGCUGUUCCUGUACCUCACCGCGCCGAUCUUGUUCCGCAUGUCCUCCGCCGCGUUCUAUAACCUCUCGCUGCUGACGUCGGAUUUCUGGGGCUUGCUCAUCGGUCUGAAGGUCUUUGGAUACUACGUCUACUGGCUCUACCCGGUCGGCUUUGUGUUUACUGUCGCGGGUAUGAUCAUCUACAACAUGAUGAUCGGAAGCUGGAUGGGCGAGGCCGAGAAGCCGUGGUUGGGCGAGAACCAGCGCGGGGGUAUCGUCGGUGUCGGAACCGCGAAGAGAACCGAGGACGACGAGGACGAGGUCGACGAUGUCGAGCUUCAUCGCGCUGAGUCGGCGGUGUAGUUGCCUUUGUACCCUAAUAACCUGCUCAGGUACUUCUUCAAGUCAGGUAGUGCCUUAAUAAGGAGGAAGGGAGCAGGAGAGUUUAGCUAAGUAAU
This is a messenger RNA of Myxozyma melibiosi, 1562 nucleotides long. RefSeq lists its product as uncharacterized. The coding region runs from base 199 to 1467 and encodes 422 amino acids. Lineage: Eukaryota; Fungi; Ascomycota; Lipomycetes; Lipomycetales; Lipomycetaceae. Gene Ontology annotation, molecular function: transmembrane transporter activity. The transcript is spliced from 2 exons. Gene Ontology annotation, biological process: transmembrane transport. Gene Ontology annotation, cellular component: membrane. The record is from RefSeq and is a predicted model, not a curated record.